Neodiprion fabricii is the source of this 2125-nucleotide messenger RNA. RefSeq names its product collagen and calcium-binding EGF domain-containing protein 1-like. NCBI's taxonomy places the organism in Eukaryota, Metazoa, Arthropoda, Insecta, Hymenoptera, Diprionidae. The transcript is spliced from 6 exons. Bases 701 to 2008 code for a protein of 435 amino acids. Gene Ontology annotation, molecular function: calcium ion binding. The record is from RefSeq and is a predicted model, not a curated record.
UCGUGACGGAAACAUCCGACGACGUUUACUUCCAAGCAGUCUCGUUAAAUAAAAUUAAAGUAACUAUAACACGUUAUGUUCAAUUUACUUACGACAACGAUAAAAUGAUUUAAAAAAUAACUGAUAAAACUCAAUUUCUAUACGAUUAUAACGUAUUUUAUAAUAGUUAGAAGUAACGUAUGUAUCAAUUUUUUAAUAAAAAUGUAUUCUUAAUACGAGUUAUUGGUGAUCUUCAAACUCAGGGAGCUUUGAAAUAAACAUGACACCCGUCGUCUUCAAGUCAAUUCCACUUAAGCAUAAUGUGCUAGCUUGUUAAUACAAAGGGUACAUUGUUCCUCGCAGUUGAGUGUAUUGAGAAGUGAAUAUAAUCUGUAUGAGUAUAUCUGUUCUAAGUAGUUUACGUAACACAGUUGAGAACCGAUUCGUUCAGCAUACGAUAUCCCUGAACAGUCUCAGUCUACCGGUGUAAUGAGAUCGAGGUGAUUCCCUGUGAAGAGAUUGAAAUUCUUUAGACGAAAAAUAGCACUUCAACUACAAUUGCAGAAUACUGUGGACGCUUCAAAAUUUCUCGCAUUCAUUCUUAUGAUAGAUGGAAAAUCCGAAUCGUUGAUAGUUCUUAUUUUAGUCUACAUUUUGGAAUCACUGCAGGUGAAUUUUAGAAUUUAAUUAUCAUGCCAUCUAGACAAAGAUUUAUGAAAAAAUGAGGACAAGCUUUCUUAUCACAUUCAACAUUUUGAUGACAGCUGCAAGUAGUCGGCAGGAGUAUGCAGAUAAUAGAAACGUUAUCUCAGAAGAAGGAUACUACUUAGACGCGCUUUAUGAAGCUCUACCAGCAUCAGUAUCAGAAACUCUCGAAUGUCCAUCAACAAACGUAAUUAAAACCAGAUAUAAAUGCCGGGGCGUUAAUAACGACUGGACGGAUUGCUCAAGAGUCCAUUGCUGCCCGGAAUACACAUUACUGAAUGGUCAAUGCAUACCAAAAGGUACAGAUCCGUGCAGCCUCAAUUUAUGCGAACAACAAUGCAGCGUUUUGAUGCAGCGAGUGAUCUGCACCUGUUGGGACGGUUACAAAUUUAGUCCGGAACGUCAAAAACAAGGAUUAAAACCAGUAUGCCUGGAUGUCGACGAAUGCGUGGAGGGAAAAGCGGACUGUGAACAAAUUUGCAUCAACAAUGCCGGUGGCUUUUCAUGUCGUUGUAGAGAAGGAUUUGUUCUCAGAGGAGAUAACAGGACUUGCGAAGAAAUUAAGGUGUCAAAAGGAGCCACAGUAGCAGCUGCAUCGAGAUGUUACGCCAACUGCGACACAGUUUUGCGGCUGCACGAUAAGGUUCGAAAGCUACAAGACAAAGUCGUCGCCCUUAGCACAGCGAUAAGAUUAUCGAGUUAUGCCUCCGGUCCUCCAGGCCCAAUGGGUCCACCAGGACCUCCUGGCCCCCCUGGAUCACGCGGUUUUCCAGGGAUUGAUGCGAACGGCCCUCACCAUAACACGGACAGUUACCGGUCGUUUGAAAAUUUGGGGAAUGAACAAGCCUACUCAAUUUUUGAUUCUUUUGCACCUACCAGCAACGGCUAUUGCAAAUGCCAGCGCGGACCUGUAGGGCCAAUCGGUGCACCAGGUAAAACCGGAGCCAAGGGUGAGUCUGGUGAGCGAGGACCAAGAGGGCCCAGAGGCUCGCCGGGAAGUUUCGAUUUUUUACUGCUACUUUUGGCGGAUGUCAGGCACGACAUAGUGUUGCUUCAGGAGAAAGUUUUCAAGGAUACGAUACCCAGAAGGUUUGACAUGCAGGCAGCAUUGCGACGGCAUCGUUUGAACAAGGAAAGGUCUAGGCAUAAAAAACAACGCGGAGCUGCUAGGGAAGGAACGUUGAUAUUACCAAAGCAAUUGACAGAUGCGCCAAAAGGCGAAGUAGAAGAGUUUAGAAACAGCGAGAUUGACGUAAUUUCAGAAUACUCAUACGACGAGGAGCUGGAGAAUUCUGGAGAAGAUUCGUAUCAAUAUGACGCAUAAUAUUUGCUGUAUUGUACGUGCAUUACAUAUGUUAUAAGCACAACUGAUUAUCAUUGCACGUCGCAUAAUAGUUCUAAUAGUUACAAGUGUGAAAAAUAAAGCAGUUUGGCAGACAAA